GAAAACUCAUCACAUUUUAUUUUAUAUAGGUACACCGUAAGCGCGGCUGCUGUGGAACUUGUCGGAGAGAGGCAAGGAAGGGAGGCGGAGGAAGGAAGAAGUAUAGGUAGGGCUAGGUAAUGGUACCUAUAGAGUCACCAACCCAAUUACCCAACAGGCCAACAGCAUGAUUUUGACGUCUAAAGUCUGUGAGAGGAUUACGCAUUUUUCCAAAUGUAAAUACAUUUGUGAGGAUUUUUUGACAGCUGUUGAAAAUUUUGAAUAUAUUUAUCUGACAAUGGAAGUUAUUACACCAAAACAUCGUCUACUAAAGUUUAAAAAAGAGGUUCUAGAUGAAUUGAAAAUAGAUUUUAAAAAGAUCAAGCCUUUUGAUCAGCAUUUAAGCGAGGCAGAGUCCGAGGAAAAACUAAACAAGAUUAUUUUAUGGUUGAGCAACACACCUAAAAAUAUUGUGUACAGAGUUAACACAAUUUUAAAUAGGCAACAAGUAGUACACCAUCGCAUUGUAGAAGCAUUAAAAAAGUACACAAGACCUAUUCCAAUCAUUUCUACUUUCCCAUGUGUGGAGGAAUUGAUCAUUGUAAAUGGCUGGGACAAAUCAGUCGAAUUAAACCUGGAAAGACAACAAUAUGAGGUUAUCGUUGAUGCAGCUUGUGGAGCAGCUGUCCUAAGAGGAGCUCAUAUUUAUGCUCCAGGUGUUUUGGGGAUGCCUCGAGGCUUAAAAGUUGGAGAUAUAGUAAGUGUUUAUGCUGAUCUUGAGCAAGCUUGUAAAAAAGGUUUAGUCACAGAGUAUGAUAAGAAAAACAAAUUGUUUGUGGGAAAUGGUAUUGUUCAAUUGACUAGAGAACAAAUAUUUGGUCAUGAAACAGAGCAUACCAGUGGUAUUGCUGUCACCAUGACUGAUAUUAUAUCGCAUAUUCCACAAAUAAAUGACAAUAUAUUACCUAAAGGAUACGUGCUACUGCAGAAUUUACCAUCUAUACUAUGCUCUCGAGUGUUGGACCCUCAACCAGGAGAAACUGUACUAGAUAUGUGUGCAGCUCCAGGCAAUAAAACAACACAUAUUGCUGCUUUAAUGGAAAAUAAGGGUGUUGUUGUAGCAAUAGAGAAAAUAAAAAAUAAACUUGAGAGAUUGAAUUCGAAUAUAGAAAAUUUCUCGGCGACGAUUGUUAAAGCUUAUUGCUUCGAUUCAACUAAGGCUGUUUGUGAUGCAGAAGAAAAAUCCAUUUUUGAUGGGCCACCUUACUCCAAAGAAAGUUUUGAUAGAGUAUUGUUAGACGGACCUUGCAGUGCUUUAGGCCAAAGACCUCAAAUUCGCAAUCCUAUUAGUGUAUCACAAUUGCGUUCCUAUGUGCCUUUGCAAAGAAAACUAUUUACUUCGGCAGUCCAACUAUUAAGGCCUGGCGGAACUCUAGUCUACAGUACUUGUACAAUUACAAUUGCUGAAAACGAAGGUAUAAUCGCUUGGGCUUUAAAAACAUUUCCGAAUCUUGAAUUGCGAUCUGUUCGUGAAAAAUUGAUGAGUAUGAAAAUGGAAAAAUUUGCCACAGUUGGAUACACUAUUGAUGGUUUGACUACUGAACAGUCUGAUAAAUUGUGCAGAUUUGAUGAAAAUGAUACUGUUGGAUUUUUUAUAGCUUGUUUCAUUAAACGAUGAAACGUUAAUCGAAUCUUGUAAAAUAUACGUGUUACUUUCAUAAAAGGAGAA
Messenger RNA from Nasonia vitripennis (jewel wasp), 1708 nucleotides. RefSeq names its product tRNA (cytosine(72)-C(5))-methyltransferase NSUN6. The record is from RefSeq and is a predicted model, not a curated record. Gene Ontology annotation, molecular function: methyltransferase activity; RNA binding. The transcript has 9 exons. Lineage: Eukaryota; Metazoa; Arthropoda; Insecta; Hymenoptera; Pteromalidae. Gene Ontology annotation, biological process: RNA methylation. The coding region runs from base 167 to 1657 and encodes 496 amino acids.